CUCCACCGUUGUUGAACAAUACGAUAAAACACGAUUAUUACCCACUUAUCAUCAUGGUGAAACAUCUGGAAUCGAUGGACGACUUCAACACUAUGUUGGAGACCUCCAAGACAAAGCUUGUUGUGGUCGACUUUACGGCUACAUGGUGUGGACCUUGCAAGUACAUUGGACCCAUUUUCGAAAAGCUAGCGGAAGAGAAUCCGGAUAUUGAAUUCGUGAAAGUCGAUGUUGACGAAGCCGACGACGUCGCCGCCCACUGCGGUGUCCGCGCCAUGCCCACGUUCCAAUUCUUUCGAAAUGGAGAAAAAAUCGAGGAAAUGAUGGGGGCAGACCAAAACAAACUUGCCGCACUCGUGGCGAAGCUCAAGUAAAUUUCCAGUUGGCUUCUACGAGUCUACCAAACACGCAAAUGUUUCAUGGGAAUAAAUAGCUUCUUUCUUUAAUGCAAAUUUAAAAUUUAAUCGUUACGGCCUUCGAGUUCGUAGGCAAC
Messenger RNA from Phaeodactylum tricornutum CCAP 1055/1, 490 nucleotides. RefSeq names its product thioredoxin h (gene Trx-h1). The coding region runs from base 54 to 371 and encodes 105 amino acids. The record is from RefSeq and is a predicted model, not a curated record. The transcript is spliced from 3 exons. Lineage: Eukaryota; Bacillariophyta; Bacillariophyceae; Surirellales; Neidiaceae. Gene Ontology annotation, molecular function: protein-disulfide reductase activity.